Messenger RNA from Rotaria socialis, 399 nucleotides. The record is from the annotation of a GenBank genome assembly. Lineage: Eukaryota; Metazoa; Rotifera; Eurotatoria; Philodinida; Philodinidae.
AUGAGUUACGAUCCCAAAUACGCUCAGAACAAAGGUAAGUGCAAAGGCCACUGGAAAGGUACUCCUUUGGGUUCUAGUUACACUGGUGGUGUUUGUUGGGCAUGCAGCAAGGGUUGCGCUGCAUUAUCUGUUCUCGCAUUGAAGGGACUGGAUCCGAACAAAGACAACAUCACAUACCAUCUCAAUGACAAUGCGGAUGUUAUAUGGAGUAAAGCUGGAUACAAAAAGCAAGAGAGUAAAAUACCUUCGUCGUUUCCAUGCAUUGCGAAACUGUCAAAUAGACAACACUAUGUGAUUUUGACGGGUAAUGCUGAUAACAAGGGUUACAACGCGUGGGAUCCAAGCGGCGGCAAAGUCAAGACUUUUGAUAGUAAACAAAUUGGUCCCAUCUUUUCGUGA